AUGUUUAAGGAAGAUAUAUUGUCGGCUAUUUGCAUAAAUUUUUCCUUNAAUUCUUCUUUUGUCAGUUUCUUUGAAAUAGAAAUUGAAUCCAGGAUGGAACAAGUCAUUGAGGACCUAGAAGAUCUUGCAAACGAAAGCUAUAUUCUAGGUUUGGAAAAGUGUGGUGGUGCUGUGGUUGGAUCAGGAUCGGGUAGUAAUAUAACAUAUACAUCUUUGCCAAAUGAAAGUGUUAUCUAUGGCAGAGAUGAUGACAAAGAAUUUGUGUUUAACUGGCUCACAUCGGACACUCAUAACAACUUAUCUAUACUUUCUAUUGUGGGCAUGGGUGGGAUGGGUAAGACCUCUCUUGUUCAACAUGUGUUCAAUGACCCAAGGCUUGAAGGUAAAUUUGAUACUAAAGUUUGGGUCAGUGUUCCACAGAAAUUUGAUGUACUGAAAUUAUCAAGAGCAAUUCUUGACACAAUAACAGGUUCAGCUGAUCACAGUAUACAUCAGGAAGUAAUUCAGAAAAGACUGAAAGAAGAACUUAUGGGGAAGAAAUUUCUUCUCGUUUUGGAUGAUGUUUGGAACGAAAGACCAUCUAAAUGGGAAGAUGUGCAGAAGACCCUAGUUUUCGGAGGUCAAGGCAGUAGGCUUCUUGUCACUACACGGAGUGAGAAGGUUGCUAUUACCAUGCGAUCAGAGAAGCACCUGCUGCAGGUAUUAAAAGAAGAUUAUUGUUGGAACUUGUUCGCAAAGCAUGCAUUCGAAAAUGCUAAUCCGCAACCAGAUCCAGACUUCAUAGAGAUUGGUAAGAAGAUAGUUGAAAAAUGUAAUGGACUUCCUUUAGCCUUAAAAACUAUGGGAAGUCUGUUACACAAUAAAUCAUCUCUUUGGGAAUGGGAAAGUAUUAUGAAAAGUGAGAUAUGGCAUCUUUCAGAAAAUGAAAGUGAUAUACUCCCUGCUUUAAAACUGAGCUAUUUCCACCUUCCUUCUCAUUUGAAGAAAUGCUUUGCUUUUUGUGCCUUAUUUCCCAGAGGUUAUCGGUUUGACAAGGAGUAUUUAAUUCAAUUGUGGAUGGCUCAAAAUUUUCUAGAAAACCCUUUACAGAAAAAGAGUCCUAAAGAAGUUGGUGAUGAAUAUUUCAAUGAUCUAUUAUCUUGGUCCUUCUUUCAACGGUCAAGCAACGAAGAGAAAAAGCGUUUUAUCAUGCAUGACCUUCUAAAUGAUUUGGCAAAAUACGUCUGUGAGGACAUAUGCAUCAGGUUAGGAGUUGAUGAACCAAAAGGUAUACCCAAAACAACCCGUCAUUGUUCAUUUUCAACCUCUAAAUUAUGUUUUGAUGGGUUUGGGAGUUCCAUUGACACUCAAAAGUUGCAUACAUUUACCCCAAGAGAUUGGGGUUGGGAUUGGAAUUGCAAGAUGUCGAUAGUUGACUUGUUCUCCAAAUUUAAGUUCAUACGUGUCUUAUCUUUGUCUCAUUAUCGUAACCUUAGGGAGGUGCCUGAAUCUGUAGGAAAUCUUAAGCAUCUCCGUUCAUUAGAUCUAUCCUAUACUGAUAUAGAAAAACUACCUGACUCAAUAAGUUUACUCUACAAGUUGCAAAUAUUGCAGUUGAACUAUUGUCAAAGAUUAAAGCAGCUUCCCUUAUAUUUACAUCAACUCGACAAUUUACGUUGCCUUGAAUUUAUAAAAACAGCAGUGAAAAAUGUACCAGCUCAUUUGGGAAAGUUGAAGAAUCUCCAAGUAUUGAUGAGUUCCUUUUACAUUGAGAAAGGUAAGGAAUUCAGUAUUAAGCAUUUGCGAGAACUCAGUCUUCAUGGAAGUCUAACACUUGAUGAUCUGCAGAAUAUUGAGAAUCCCUCUUAUGCAUUAGAAGUAGAUUUGAAGAACAAACCACACCUUGUGGACCUACGGUUAAAAUGGAAUUUCAUUGGCAGCUCCUCUGUUGAUCCAGCAAAAGUCGGAAGCGUAAUUGAGAAUCUACGACCUUCAAAAUACUUGAAGAAGUUGUCGAUAAAGAACUAUAUUGGUAAACAAUUUCCAAAUUGGUUACUCCAUAAUUCAUUACCGAAUCUGGUGUCCUUAGUGUUGGAGGAAUGUGAAUCUUGCCAACGUUUACCUCCGCUUGGACUUUUGCCAUUUCUAAAGAAAUUGGAGAUUUCAGGGUUUGAUGAAAUAGUGAGUAUUGAUGCUGAUUUUCAUGGGAACGACUCUUGUUCAUUUAAAUCCCUUCAAACAUUGUAUUUCUCUAAUAUGAGACAAUGGGAGAAGUGGGACUGCCAAGCUGUGACAGGUGCUUUUCCACGUCUACAACUUUUUUCCAUAGAAAAUUGUCCGAAGCUGAAAGGAUACCUGCCAAAGUUCGUUGCUUUAAAAACUCUAAGUGUGAUUCACUGCCAACAACUUGAAGCUUUGAUUGUCAGUGCGGUGGAAUUACGUCUAGAAGACUGUGGAAAGCUGGAUGAGCACGGCAUGGCAGCAUCAUUGGUGGCAAUUGUUGGACAUAUGCUAUUCGACACUUCUCUUGAAAACUUAUCCAUUUCUUCAGCUCUGGAGUCAAAAAGUGAUGACUAUGUCUAUCUAAGGAUCUUUCCAUUGGAUUUCUUCCCGACACUCAAGAGCCUUAAACUCAGUAGGUUUCCUAAUCUACUGAUGAUUUCACAGGAUCAAGUUCACAAUCAUCUCCAGUAUCUGGAAAUCAAAGAGUGCCCUAAAUUUGAAUCAUUGCCUGCAAACAUGCAUAUGCUGCUCCCAUCUCUCACGAGGCUAUGGAUAGAAGACUGUCCAAGACUUGCGUCAUUCCCUGAGGGAAGUUUGCCAUCAAAUCUAAAGUACAUAACACUCUAUAAUUGCUUUAGACUUGUUGGCUUACUGAAGGGAGCUUUGGGAGACAGUUCUUCAUUGGAAAGGCUGGGGAUAUCAACACCAGAUGCAGAAUGUUUUCCUGAUGAAGGUUUGCUUCCACUCUCUCUUUCCUUUCUAAUAAUAUCUGAUUGUCGAAAUCUAAAAAAACUGAACUAUAAGGGUCUCUUAGAACUCUCAUCUCUUAGAAGACUGAAUCUUUGGAAAUGUCCCAACCUCCAAUGCUUACCAGAGGAGGGUCUUCCCAAAUCAAUUUCAUUUCUUGAAAUACGGGAGUGUUCUUUGCUGGAACAGCGUUGCCAUAAACGAGGCAAAGACAGGGGAAAGAUUGCUCACAUUCGAAAAGUAUUUAUGUCUCGGAUACUUUAAUGGUGUAUGAACUACUUUUCCUGUUUCAACACUAUAAUUAUUAACCCUCUAUCUCUUUAUUGAUGAUUAGGUUUAGAAUAAGGUCUGGUAUAGCAAAUGUAUUUACUAUAAACUUAAAGUCUGUCUUUCACUUUUAUUUUAAGCUCUCAAUUAAAUGCAAUAAUGGUAAAGCUU
Vigna umbellata (rice bean) is the source of this 3387-nucleotide messenger RNA. The record is from RefSeq and is a predicted model, not a curated record. NCBI's taxonomy places the organism in Eukaryota, Viridiplantae, Streptophyta, Magnoliopsida, Fabales, Fabaceae.